UUUACAUCUACAGUCGAUCCCUUCCCAUCCUCAUCAUCGCUUUCCUCGGACAUUCUUUCCCUCCUAUCUUCUUUGUCGUUAGUAUUCUGAAAUCUCUAUCAUAAACCUAUAUCUCGUCUCUUUAGAGCGCUUUCCCUCUCUUUCCGGAUUUCCUUCCCUCGCUCAGCUCGCCAUGAGCUCGCAGCGUUAUGAACGGGUGAAUGCCCACGACGAAGACGAAGAACCACAAUUCCAAUCGUCGAUCCCUCUUCGGGCAACGCCCAACUCCCCCCCUCCUUCGUUUCGAUCACGUUCUACCUCCCCAUCGUCAAGACGUCUUCUCCACGAAGAUCCCCUACGAAACGAUGCAGAUCAGACUCUGGCCGACGCAUUUGAUGAUGAGAGUGACUCCGAAGCAGAUGAACCAGACGACCGCCAGCGUUUAAUGCGGGCUCAGCCGGAAUCGCGACCAUUGACAGAUAGCAGCAGUGUGACCGCUGGCUCUCCAUCAGGAGUGAUCAAUGGACAGCAACAGUCUGAGGAGCCGCGUAAUGGGAUCCAGAGGAGGCAAACAAUCCUUCCAACCUUCGGCACGGGUAGUCGGAUGAUCAGUUCAACGAAUGAUGGUGUCUUUGCGAACCUGGCGGCUAAGCCGGAGCGUGGGGAGAAGAACGAAGAUCUUCCUCCGUCCUAUGAGGAGGCUGCUGCCGACGCCACUCCUCCGUACUGGGAGACCACGAUCCUGGCCCCUGGGAUAUUAUCCGACGAAGUGUUUGUGGAUGGGUUGCCAGUUGGGUCUGUUUUCUCGUUUGUCUGGAACGCCAUGAUCUCCAUGUCCUUCCAACUGGUCGGUUUCCUCCUGACCUACCUUCUUCAUACCACGCAUGCAGCGAAGAACGGAAGUCGGGCUGGCCUUGGCCUAACUCUCGUGCAAUACGGCUUUUACAUGAAAAGUGGAAGUGAGUCCAAACCGGAUGAUGGGGCAGAUCAAUACGUGACGCCUCCGGAUCCCAAUAGCCACAACUUUGACCCCAGCACCGUCUCCGAUGGCUCUGGAGGCGAUACUAGCAGUGGUGUAUCUGGUAUUUCAACGAGCGAAUGGAUUUCUUACGUCCUAAUGAUCGUUGGUUGGUUUAUUUUAAUCCGUGCUAUCAGUGACUAUUUAAGGGCCCGGCGCCAUGAGCAGCUUGUGCUGCAAAGCCCAGAUCGAGGCCUUCCUGUCCCAAUCAUUGCGGCGAACGAACGAUCUGAGACCGUCGUUUAAGUUUCCGUCGCAUUGAUUUGCAAAAUACCGG
Messenger RNA from Aspergillus alliaceus, 1274 nucleotides. Its product is annotated as metal homeostatis BSD2 family protein. Gene Ontology annotation, cellular component: Golgi apparatus; endoplasmic reticulum; perinuclear region of cytoplasm. Lineage: Eukaryota; Fungi; Ascomycota; Eurotiomycetes; Eurotiales; Aspergillaceae. Bases 173 to 1243 code for a protein of 356 amino acids. The record is from RefSeq and is a predicted model, not a curated record. Gene Ontology annotation, biological process: metal ion transport; ubiquitin-dependent protein catabolic process; vacuolar transport. The transcript is spliced from 3 exons.